Molecule: messenger RNA, 2993 nt
Organism: Myxocyprinus asiaticus (Chinese sucker)
Lineage: Eukaryota; Metazoa; Chordata; Actinopteri; Cypriniformes; Catostomidae
Product: interferon-induced GTP-binding protein Mx-like
Exons: 12
Coding region: 343-2229 (628 amino acids)
Biological process (GO): defense response to virus
Cellular component (GO): cytoplasm; nucleus; microtubule
Molecular function (GO): microtubule binding; GTP binding; GTPase activity
Source: RefSeq, a predicted model, not a curated record
UUUAACGACUUUCCGAGCAGGUUUUAGCUACUUUUAAUUGAAACUAGUUGGCAACACUGGCCGUCAGUCUGAAGGUCUGGCUACGCGAGACUAUGUUCACUACUAUGGUAAAAGCGUGGAGGUUUCUAGCUAAGUAUAGAAGAUCUCUGCUUUUACUAACUGGUAAAGUUCGCACUGUGUGUACCAUAGAACGGCAAUGACUCUCUCUACCUUGACUUGCCGUAUACAUUGUGCCCAGUUUCACACCAAAUGAAACCGAAACUUAAGCGUUCAUAACGCGACCGCUGGCUUCUCGGCUCAUCUCACAGCAGUGCCAUCGACGAAAAGAAACACAGUUCACAAAUGUCUUCACAUGAUUCUUCAAAGGGAGGAAAUAUGAGUAGUGGUCUGAACCAACAGUAUGAAGAAAAGGUUCGUCCCUGCAUUGACCUAGUGGACUCUCUCAGGUCACUAGGUGUUGAAAAAGACCUGAACCUUCCAGCUAUUGCUGUCAUUGGUGACCAAAGCUCAGGAAAGAGUUCUGUAUUGGAGGCCCUGUCUGGAGUAGCACUGCCCAGGGGAACAGGGAUUGUGACACGUUGUCCUCUGGUACUGAAACUGAAGAAAAUUACAAAGGAUGUCACCUGGCAUGGAUUGUUGUCAUUCAAGGACCAAAAAAAGACACUACACAAUCCAGCAGAUAUAGAGAAUGCUGUCUUAAAUGCUCAGAAUGCAUUGGCUGGAGAGGGACAAGGAAUCAGUCAUAAGAUGAUUACUCUGGAGAUCCAGUCCAGUGACGUUCCUGACCUUACUCUCAUUGACCUGCCAGGUAUUGCUAGGGUUGCAACUGGCAACCAGCCAAAGGACAUUGAGAAACAGAUAAAAGAUCUAAUUGAAAUGUUCAUUAAAAGACAAGAGACCAUUAGCUUGGUCGUUGUGCCUGCAAACAUCGACAUUGCCACCACCGAGGCACUACAAAUGGCUUUCAAAGUGGACUCAACUGGGCACAGAACACUGGGUAUUCUGACUAAACCGGAUUUGGUAGAUAAAGGCAUGGAGGAGACUGUUGUCAGAACAGUGAACAACCAAGUGAUACCACUGAAGAAAGGCUACAUGAUUGUUAAGUGUCGGGGUCAGCAAGACAUCAAUGAGAAGCUUAGUCUGGUCAAAGCUCUGGAAAAAGAAAGACAGUUUUUUGGUGAACAUGCUCACUUCAGGUCUCUUCUUGAGGAUGAAAAAGCUACAAUACCUUUUCUUGCAGAAAGGCUCACAAAGGAGUUGGUUGAACACAUUACUAAAUCCCUGCCACAGUUGCAGAAACAACUUGAGAUGAAAUUAGAAAAGACCUCUGAGGAUCUUAAAAUGCUGGGAGAUGGAGUUCCUCUUAGUGAACAAGAGAAGAACUAUUUUUUGAUCAUGAAAAUUCGCAAGUUCAAUGAUGCCCUUGAAGGAGUAAAGAAUGCAGAGGACGAUAUAUCAAACUCAGACAUGAGGGUCUUCACCAAAAUCAGGGAUGAAUUUGGUAGAUGGAAAUGCACCCUAGAUGACAAAAUAGUUAAGACGGAGGAAACCCUUAAAGAUGAGGUUGAAGAAUACAUCAGGACUCGUAGAGGAAAGGAGCUUCCUGGAUUUGUCAACUACAGAACAUUUGAGAACUUUGUCAAGAAACACAUUAUGGAGCUAGAGGAACCUGCUUUAGAGCUUCUCAAACAUAUCACGGAUAUUGUUCACUCUUGUGUGAACAGUAUUGUUAGCUCUCAUUUCAAGGCUUUCUCUCACCUGUUGAGGGUUGCUAAAAAUCCAAUUGAAGAUUUUGUUGAAGAAGAGUUUCGGAAAGCUCAGGAGAAAGUGCAAUCUCAGUUUAAGAUGGAGCAAAUUGUCUACUCUCAAGAUCAUCUGUACAGUCACCAGCUACAGGCUGUAAAACAGAUACCAAUCUCAGGUUUUCAAUUUGCGAAAAAGACUGUCACUGCUGAUGUACUCGAGAUGGCACAUCACCUCCGCGCCUAUUUCAAGAUUACCUCUGACCGCCUGGCUAAUCAAGUCCCUCUGAUAGUCCAGUACCACAUGCUGGACCAGUAUAUCUCUCAGCUUCAGAAUGCAAUGCUUACUUUGAUUGGAGGGAACAAUGCAGAAAAGCUGCUCAGAGAAGAUUCUGAAGUUGCCCGUAAAAGGAAAGAUCUGACAGAGCGUAUGGAUCGCCUGAAAAAAGCAAGCAAAGUUCUGUCUAAGUAUGUACAUUCUGCAUAAAAGUUUAGUCUAUGUUGUUGACCAGUGUGUUUUUGCUAUACCAUUCACAGAAGCAUCAGAUUAUUGUACAUUUUGCUCAGAAUUUCACACAAAAAAAGCUGGAGUAGGUAAAAAAAUCACACAUCACACAAGUCUUACAUUCAGUCUCGGACAUUUCUUGAUAUUUGUCCUGUAAACUAUCCCAGAAAUUUUUUAUUUAACUAUUGUUAUUAUUUUAAUGUAGGGUUUUUUUUAUUGUUCUAUUUUUGCAAGUGCUCCCACUGUAUCCAGUUUGUUAAUUUUCAAUUUGUUAAAGUAAAAUUUAGAACCUGAUUUUUCAAUGUCCAUCAAGAUCCCAAAAAGGGGGGAAUUGGACUGUUCCUGUUAAUCUUUAAAAUUAAAACUUACUCCUUCAAUAUGAAUACUCAGUUUCCUGAGUGUCCUUUUAGUUUUACACUUCUCUUGAUAUAAUACUAAUAUUUAGUUGUUAGGUUGAAUCAUAAUAUGGAACAACAUAAAUCUGGUUAUAAUUUAAUCAUAUGUCAUAAUUUGCAACGGUCAUGAUGAUGUUAUAUAAUUAAUGGAAAUUAAGGACACCUGUGUCCCAGUAUGUCCCAGAAAGUCACAUUCUUUUGAUUUAGACUGCACUGUUUCUGUGAUGUUUUCAUGUGAGAAAUUAGUAUGUAACAAGCUCUGUUCGUGGCUGGAAGGUUUAUUGACAAGGUCGGCAUAAACUUGUGGUAUGUUGUGGAUAUGCCUUUAAUAUUAAACAAAUUGAUACUUUG